Molecule: messenger RNA, 2016 nt
Organism: Podospora pseudopauciseta
Lineage: Eukaryota; Fungi; Ascomycota; Sordariomycetes; Sordariales; Podosporaceae
Exons: 2
Coding region: 154-2016 (620 amino acids)
Source: RefSeq, a predicted model, not a curated record
UUUAAAAAAGUGAAAGAGGCGAUGCCCUCAACAAUUUCUCUGUGCAUUGCGCCAAUUCCGAUGCCGCCUCCCCAGACGUCCGCCCUUCCCUAGAUUUUCCUCUUUUCUCUCUAAUGCCUUAAUACGAUUCUUUUAAUAUACGAAAACGACGAAAUGUUAUCCUCGAGAGCCUCUCUCGCCGCCACGAGGCGUCUAGGCCCCACUACGAGUUUCGCUCAACAAGCCGGUUGGACAUGCGCCAAGUGUCGCAACUCGAUUCCAACACUUCGAAAAGGGGUUCCGAGCCUACUUCGCGCGAAUGGCCCGACAACGAGACGAUAUGGCAGUAAGACUGGCGACAACGGAGGGCGCCAGGACCAUAACUAUGGUGGCAGAUCGAGAGCCAGGAGGUCAGCUGUGCUGGCCGCAACAGGAGGUGGUGUCGCCGCCGCCGCCGCUACGGUUGGUGGAAGUUUACUUGCCUUCGGGGACGACAUCAAGAACUCGUAUGAAGCGAUGGAGAGAACGGGCAGGGUGGCUGCCGCACUGGUACUCUGCAUCAACGACUACUACACCACCCUCGGCCGGCGGGAUAAGGUGGAGAAGCCAGAAGAGAAGGAAACUCUGCUCAAGGCCUGCCACCAGAGAUGUGCCGACAGGACAUUAAAGGUUCUAGAGCAGAGUGGUGGCAUCUUCAUCAAGUUGGGACAGCAUCUGAGCGCAAUGAACUAUCUCCUCCCACCCGAAUGGACCACGACGUUCAUCCCCCUCCAAGAUAGAUGUCCCGUUUCCUCGUUCGAAUCGAUCCAAGCCAUGUUCAAAGCCGAUACCGGACAAGACCUUUUGGAUUACUUUUCCGAGUUCUCCCCCGAGCCGAUAGGUGCCGCCUCUCUUGCGCAGGUCCAUAUGGCUACGAUCAGGGAAACUGGUCAAAGGGUCGCCGUCAAAGUACAGCACCCAUCCCUUAAGAAAUGGGCCAAACUCGACAUGAACCUCACCUCGUUUACCUUUUCCACAUUGAAGCGCUUCUUUCCUGAAUAUGACCUCGAGUGGCUAUCCUCCGAAGUAGAGGUUUCGUUACCGCAAGAACUCAAUUUCGAAUGCGAGGCUGAGAAUUCGAAACGGACAAAGGAGUACUUUGGGAGUCUGUCACAGCCUCUGCCGCUGGUGAUCCCGGAUGUGCUCUGGGCGAAGAAGCGCAUUUUGGUUAUGGCAUGCGAAACGGGCAAGAGACUGGAUGAUUUGGACUACAUGGACUCGCAAGGGAUCGACAGAGACGAGGUAUCUGCCACCUUGGCGAGGAUAUUCAACGAGAUGAUUUUUGGUGAGGGGGCCCCGCUGCACUGCGAUCCUCACGGAGGCAACAUCGCCAUUCGAAAGAACGACACUAGAAGAAGAGGGCCGAACUUUGAUAUUGUGCUCUAUGACCACGGGCUGUAUAGAGAUAUCCCCCAGGAUUUGAGGAGGAGCUACGCCAAGAUGUGGCUGGCAGUGAUUGAUGGGGAUAUGGAAGGGAUGAAGAAGUAUGUCAACGAGGUGGCGGGCAUUGGGGAGGACAAGUUCCCUCUGUUUGCCUCGGCCAUCACUGGGAGGGACUUUAUGAUUGUGAGCGACACCAAUGAGGGUGGUGUGAUGAAGCCGAAGGAGGCGAGCGAGCAAAAGACCAUGAGCACUGCGUUGCAAGAGGGUUUGCUGGCGGACUUGGUGCAGAUGUUGGGACAAGUGCCGAGAAUUAUCCUGUUGAUUCUGAAGACGAACGACUUGACGAGGAGUCUGGAUGAGAGUUUGCAUACAAAGCAGGGGCCGGUCAGACAGUUCCUGAUUCUGGCCAGGUAUUGCAUGCGGACGGUGUUUUACGAGCAGCUGGAAGAGAUCAAGAAGAGAGGGAGUCUGUACUGGCCACCAAAUGCCAUCAGGGUGUUUGCUGCCUGGCUGGGAUUCUUGAGAGUAGAAUUGAAGCUUGAGGCGUUUGAACUUUGGUUGAGCGCGAAGCGGUUGCUGGGAUACAAGAACUUGGGGUUAGAGGCGGCUGCAUGA